This is a messenger RNA of Aspergillus vadensis CBS 113365, 347 nucleotides long. RefSeq lists its product as uncharacterized. The record is from RefSeq and is a predicted model, not a curated record. Bases 81 to 269 code for a protein of 62 amino acids. NCBI's taxonomy places the organism in Eukaryota, Fungi, Ascomycota, Eurotiomycetes, Eurotiales, Aspergillaceae. The transcript has a single exon.
AAUUCACGUUUUUUGCUCAGCUCCUUAAGAGGAGUUAUGAUGGCAUACUUCGGUAUUUUGUUCGGUGCUUAUUAUUAUUUAUGCUGGGCAAACUUCGCUGGGGUUCCGCUGCCUUCUCGCAACAGUUCAUUUUUUCCCUAUUUCCCUCCAUUGCAUUCUCUUCUAUCAUUUAUAUAUUUAUCUUUGAUGUUGUGUCAUUUCCAUUUCCAUUUCAAUUCCCAUUUAUAUAUAUAAGUAUAGCGGGAGGAGAGUUUGAGGCGAAUGGAUGAGAUUAUCAGAGCAACCCGGAAGCAUGCGUUAACUUGAGAAACCUAGAAUUCUUACUAGUAGGGAGUAGGAGUAGCCCU